Solea senegalensis (Senegalese sole) is the source of this 2541-nucleotide messenger RNA. RefSeq names its product aspartate aminotransferase, cytoplasmic-like. Gene Ontology annotation, molecular function: L-aspartate:2-oxoglutarate transaminase activity; pyridoxal phosphate binding. The transcript is spliced from 9 exons. Lineage: Eukaryota; Metazoa; Chordata; Actinopteri; Pleuronectiformes; Soleidae. Gene Ontology annotation, cellular component: cytosol. Bases 139 to 1371 code for a protein of 410 amino acids. Gene Ontology annotation, biological process: L-aspartate biosynthetic process. The record is from RefSeq and is a predicted model, not a curated record.
UACUUCCUGUUUUCCCGGAACCACCGGUGUGAAGGUGAAGUCUCCUCUCUCUCUCACUUUCCAUCAACCCGUUAUUUGGCUCACCAUUUCCCGCACCACCUUCUUCUUCUAAACCGCUCCGCUCACUCCGUCAGAACCAUGUCCGUAUUCGGCGACGUCCCACAGGCUCCUCCCGUGGCUGUCUUCAAGCUGACCGCGGACUUCAGAGAGGACGCCCAUCCGCAGAAGGUCAAUCUAGGAGUCGGGGCUUACCGUACUGACGACUGCCAGCCCUGGGUGCUGCCAGUGGUGAAGAAGGUGGAGCGGAUGAUCGUGGAGGACGGCAGCCUGAACCACGAGUACCUGCCCAUCCUCGGCUUGCCUGAGUUCCGCUCUGCCUCCUCCAAGGUCGCUCUAGGAGAAGACAGCGCUGCCAUCAAGGAGAACAGGGUUGGUGGUGUCCAGUCUCUUGGUGGGACCGGCGCAUUGAGGGUUGGAGCAGAAUAUUUGCGCCGCUGGUACAACGGCACCAACAACACAGCUACACCAGUUUAUGUGUCAGCACCCACCUGGGAGAACCACAAUGGUGUGUUUUCUGAUGCUGGCUUUAAAGACAUCAGGCCUUACCACUACUGGGAUGCUGCUAAGAGGGGCCUGGACCUCGCUGGGCUCCUGGGCGACCUGGAGAACGCUCCAGAACACUCCAUCUUUGUCCUCCACGCCUGUGCACACAACCCCACCGGCACUGACCCAACACAGGAGGAGUGGAAGCAGAUCGCAGAGAUUAUGAAGAGGAGGAAUCUGUUUGUAUUCUUUGACUCAGCCUAUCAGGGCUUUGCCUCUGGCAGUCUGGAUAAAGAUGCCUGGGCCAUCCGCUUCUUUGUCUCUGAGGGCUUUGAGCUCUUUGUUGCCCAGUCCUUCUCCAAAAACUUUGGCCUGUACAAUGAGAGAGUGGGGAACCUAACGGUGGUUUCUCAGGACAGCGAGACUCUGACCCGCGUCCUGUCUCAGAUGGAGAAAAUUGUCAGGACGACAUGGUCCAACCCACCGUCUCAGGGAGCACGUAUCGUCAGCAAGACCCUCAACUGCCCUGAACUCUUUGCUGAGUGGAAGGGGAAUGUGAAGACCAUGGCAGACCGUGUUCUGCUGAUGAGGGACGAGCUAAAGGCAAAGCUGCUGGCUCUGGGCACCCCAGGGACCUGGGACCACAUCACACAACAGAUCGGCAUGUUUAGCUUCACUGGCCUGAACCCCAAACAGGUGGAGUACAUGAUCAAAGAGAGGCACGUGUACCUGAUGGCCAGUGGUCGCAUCAACAUGUGCGGUCUGACCACCAAGAACAUCGACUAUGUCGCUCAGUCCAUCCACGAGUCUGUCACCAAGGUCCAAUAAGGACGACUGUCUUCUUCUCUCGCUCUCCUGCCUCCUGUAACCCCUUCCCUGCUUCACCUCUCCUCUGAUUGGAUAAACUGCAGCCGGGUUCUAUGCAGUUGAACCAAUGGGAGGACAGAUGUGUGUUUAUGUUCUCACAAGAAAACUGUAAAUCCUUGGGAGGUGCAAUGACUUUAGGAAAACACUUGAAGAGUCACAUUUUGCUGUCAGCAGAACCAGAGCUUAUGUGUUAAAAAAAGAAAAUCAUUAAUUCCUAGCACUCUGUAGAGUAAUAUAUGCUGAAUCUGUUAUACAGUACUGCACAAGUACUGUAUAAGUAAAUAAUCACUCCUUCACAGUCAAGAAUGGUUACAGCAUCACAUGUUUUCACUCUGACACAUGUCAUUUGUGCAAGUAAACACAAUCUGUGCUUUCUCACCUGGGACAAAUGCUAAGUACAACAAUAGUACAGUUCAAAUCUUCAAUCAUGUGACAUAUUUUCAGAACUCUCUCUCUCUCACUGUCCUCAACUCCAAAGAAAACAUCAGGAUGUGAUGCUGCAUUACACAUUUUUUAAAAUACUUUGUCUUAUUCGACGAAAGCAAUGGAUGAAACUAAUGACAUGCAUUUCAAGGUGCAUAUUUGCGUGCUAAGUGUCGCCAGGCGCGUCUGAUGCAAAGCUUGUGUCCCAUUUGGUGUGAAUGGACCCUUGGUCCUGCUCAUUUCCUGCAGAAGCACUAAACUUAAGACACCAGACACCAAGAAAAUCUUCAAAAAUGACUGACUACACCUUAAUGUCACAGAGACCUGUAACAAUAUGUUAAUGAAGUUGUGGUUGUUUUGUCCAGUUUUAGUGUUGUCACCUCAGCAAUUUGUUUUUGAAGGUUUGUGUAACAGGAUUAACAGUUAUUGUCUUUGUCAUUUGACUUUUGAAAUGUCCCUUGCAGCCUGGAAUCAGGGGUGUUUCCCUUGUUGAAGCUGUUUAGAAGCUGAAAACAUGACUUUCAUUUCUUCCUCAGUGAUUCAAAUUGGAUUUUCGUCUGUUACUGUCUCUGUUUUUGUCUGAUCAAUCUGCAGUGUCCUUACUAUGUUACUAAAAGCCAUUGUAAAACCUAUGAACCACAUGUCCAUUGUGUGGAGGCACACAUCAGUGUGUGUGUGUGUUCAUACUGAAAUAAAUAAUAAACCACA